AUGAGGAGUUCGGAGUAUCGGAGUACGGAAGGGGAUCCUUCUUUGGACCGUGCUUGUCUCAGGGAGCGAGCUCCUGGCAAAGAGCCGCAAAAGCGGAGCGAAUUCGAGACUGCCGAGGACGAGUGGUACCGCUUCGUAGACCUUGCCCUGCCUGGCGAUGCGCAAAGGAGACGGGAGGCUUCGGCCAGACGUGCUGCAACAGCAGCGGCAGCCACAGGCGGUGCUGAAGGUGUGCUGAGGUCGGAAGUUGCUCUCCAGCAGACGACGAAGUCGGUCAAGGCCCUGUCAAAGCUACUGGGCAACCAGGAACUUGGCGCAGAGAUUGUCGCCAAAGUCGAGCGCGUGUGUCGUGGGAUGCUGGAGAAGGAGUAUGCCGACGCAAACCAGGCAAGCAGCGUGGAUACCGCAAGCGCGGAUGUGCAGACGGUGCUUCGUGUUUCUUGCGAGCUGCAUCUGCUAGCUGGUCGUCCUUCGUGCAUAUCGAAGGCCCAGAUGGCAGAGGCAGAAUCCAUAGAUGACAUGGACUAUGUCAUCUCCGUGCUGAAGUCCCCGACCUGGGUGGUUCCAAUCCAGGAGUUUAUUGACCAGAAUGCCAUCCUUUUCGACGAAGCCGAGGAGUCCAUGCUGGAGCACACGGUAUGCCACAAGGAUUUCAAGGAGUUGGUGUCCAAUUUGCUCCUCUGCCACCUCAUGGAGGUAUCGAUCACUGAAGAGCAGUUUGAUCGCUUUUGCGAGACCGGCCUCACAAAGAAUCGCUCUCUGUUGCGUGGCCCGCAAGUUGAGAGCAGCAUGCAUCAAUCAGACACCGCUGCCAUUCGCCUGUCGCUUGACGAGGCAUCGCGCUCUGGCCGAACAGCUGCUGGCGGCAGAGGAUUUCCUGACAUUCAAAGCAAUGCCGCAAGCUGGCAUCUGUUUCACAGGUUGCCGGGUUGGUGGCCGGAGUCCCUGCGACUGCCUUCGCUAGAUCUGAGGAUGUCCAAGCACAACGCGGAGAUCUGCCGCGUGGUGGCGGGCGAUGAAACUGAAGGUGUCACAAACCUGGCCAAAGCUGUAGUGAUCCGUGGUCUUCACUGGUAUCGAUUUGAAGCAUUUGCGGAGGGGCUAGUGUUUAGCAGCGCUAGGUUAGUACCUCGAAGUGGUGUUUUCACAGAUGGGAAGAACAGCCUCAAUGAGGGCCUGCUUUCUACAGACGACUGGCACAUCUACGAUGACCCGCUGCUCGGUGCCGAAGUCAGCGAUGCCGUGGAUUUCUCCGCCCUGGAGGCCGAGGCCAAACGCGAAGAGGCCGAACUGGCGCAGGCCAUUGCACUCUCCCUCAGCAUCGAGGAGGAGAGGCUCAGGCAAAUGGCGGCUGACGAGGAGCAAAUUCCGGACGUGCCCAUUACGGAGACCGUUGUUGCACCACCUCCACCACCGCCUGCAGCGGGCUUCACAUCAGCUCCGCUGUGCCAUUUGCCUCCUGAACCGUUGACCACUUCGCCCCGGGCUUCCGCUGCUCCAGCUCGGCUUGUCCAAACGGAGCCCCUGAAGCUGCCUAGAAAGCCUUGGGGUUUCACCUCAGCCCCGCUCGUAUCACGCCCGCAAAGCAUACCGCCACCGCCACCACCAAGCAUGGCCACACCGGCCCCAGCCACCACCGAGCCUGCCUCUUCGAGCCCCCCAAACGACAUCCCUUCUGCGAUCCCGAGGUUGCCAGGCCGCGCCGGCUUUACCUCAUCACCUCUUUGCACUGUGCCACCCAAGCCUCGAGUAGCGGUGGGAGCUCCUGCGGAGGAUGCGCCUCCAAACCCACCGCCACCACCGGCCGAUGAAGCUGAGACCCCUUCGACCGCUUCGCGAACUUUGCCUCCUGUGCAGGCCUUCCGCAGCAACCUGCAGCUGUGGAAGCGCCGUGCUUCUGAAGCUGUGCAGCCUCUGCCAAAGCAGUUGCGGGGAGCCAGAAGCAGAAUGUUUUCGCCUCCAUCGUCACCAAAGAGUGCAGCAGGCGACUUUUGUGGCCCCUCAGAGGAAGAGCGCCAGCAGCGCGCUGACCAUCUGAGGCGGCAACGGGAUCGCCUGAUCGAGAAGCGGGCCAAGGACCGUGAGCAGCAGCUCUCCGAGUUUGGUGGUGCCGCACAUCCCGCAGACAAAGAGGUGUGGGCGGCCCUGGGCCGGCGGCGCGUGGCCGAGCUCAGCGGGGUGCAGCUGGCCAACGAGGCAGCACCCUCACAUGCACAGCCGGAGUCGGCUGAAAAGCUUCGGCAAGCACUGACCCGACAGUUGCUUCAAAGCCUGGCACAGUCCAUGGUCAGUGAUGCCGAAGUGCUGGAUGCCUACAUGGAUCUCGCCAUUGGGAACAAAGCUUGGCACACCGAGGUGCCGACUCUGAUGGAGGGCGGCAUGGAUGGCCUCACUGGCAUCGAGCGCGGGCGCAUGUGGCUCCCCGAGAGCGCCCGCACUGCUCAGCGACUGAACGCGGCCAAAGCGAAAGCCAAUGCAAUGGAUGACGAAGAGGUGCGGCGUCACGUGGUCGCCCUGCGGCGACUUCUCACCGUGGCCCAGGCUCUUUCACAAACCUUCUCAGGAAUAGACCGGGAGUGUGGCCGGAUGCCGCGGCCGUCACUCCAGUCUGUUCCUGAACUUUUGGCAGCAAGGCAUGCAGAUGCCGUCAACUACAACAAGGCAAUUGCUGCUCAAGCCCGCAUGAGCAAGUGGAUCGAGACGAUAAGUCUCCUGAGGAGCAUGGAAGACUCCAGGAAGCGAUUGGAUGUGAUCAGCUUCACCAACGCUGUCAAGGCAUGUGGCCAAGUCAGUCGCUGGGACUUCGCCCUGGGGCUCAUGGCCAUCAUGCAUGAGUUGUUCGUGACGGCAGACGCGAUCCUCUACGGAGCAACGAUCAGUGCCUGCGAGAAGGGCUGGUUUCUCGCAGCAAGUCUCUUGGGUGAGAUGAAACACGUGCACUUGCGGCGAGACGUGAUCAACUUCAACGCCAGCGUCAACGUCUUCGGCCGGGGACAUGCGUGGUUAAUGUCGGUAGUGCUGCUCGGUGCCAUGUAUUCCGAGCAGGUGGUGCCUGAUGUGUUCAGCCUGACAAGUGCAAUCACUGCGUGCGAGAGCACACGCCAGUGGGCAGUUGCCAGAGCCUUGCUAGUAGUCAUGUCUUUGCGCGCGAUGCAGUCGCACCUCCUUAGCUACAACAGCACGACUAGCGUUUGCGGCCACUCUAGCGAGUGGUCCAUGGCCUUGAGUCUCCUUGCGUGUGCAGCUAUGAAUCAGCUCAGCCCCGAUAUCAUCAGCUACAAUGCCACAGUGGAGGGAUGUGCCUGGUCUUUGGCUAUCCACUAUUUGAUGCGGUGUACUCGGAAGGUUGCACUAAGGCCAACGGCGAUUAGCUACACAGCUGCUCUCGAUGCAGGUCCGGGAGCUUCGUGGGCACACUCUCUACACCUCCUCCGCACCAUGCACCUCUCUGCUAAUGCCAUCAGUUACAACACUGCUUUGAAAGCUUUACCUGUCUGGACGUCGUGCUUGAUCCUAGUUCAGCAGAUGAAGAUCUGCCGAUUGCCGUUAGAUGCCACGACUUUGAGUUCUAUGUGUUCAAACUGGUUUGCCGCGGCAGGUCUUCUCACCACGCUGGUAGAGCAGACUCAUCAGCUGAACACGGUCAGCUUCAAUAGCAUCCUUUCCUCCAUUGAGGGUGGUGGACACUGGCAUGUCGCCACAAGCCUGGUUUCGGGACUGGAUCGAUACAGAUUGCUGCCAGACAUGCUCAGUUUCAGCUUGGCAAUCAGAGCUUGCCAAGCAGAUGGACAGGAAGCGGCUGCUUUGGAGCUCCUUCGAGGAGCGCAGGCGCUGCAGCUUUGCGACACGUUCACGUUCAACAGUGCCAUCGGCGUUUGCCAUGUUGGUGGAGAUUGGAGUGCCGCGAUCGGUCUUCUAGAGCGGAUGAUAGCGUUGGGCCUUCAGCCAGAUGUGAUCACCCAGAGCAGCUUGAUAAGCGUCUGUGAGAGAGCUGCACAAUGGAGGGUGGGACUGAAGCUUUUCUCCUCGAGCUUCGAGAAGACAGUCGAACCGGACUUGUUCUGCUUGAACGGCGCGCUCAGCACCUGCGAGAAGGCAAGGAGGCUUCAGGCUGCCUUGAGGCUCUUGCAAAGCUCCGUGGGAGCCGGAUCUUCGCGCCUUGAACCUGACGUUAUCAGCUUCAACAGCGUCAUCAGAGCAUGUGCGGAUGAUGGCCGGUGGCUCCUUGCUCUUGGACUGUUUCUGACCAUGCGCAGGUGGCUGGCACCGAAUCUCGUCAGCUACAACAGUUUAAUUAUCACUUGCGCACGAAGAGGGCGAUGGUCAGCGACCCUUGGCUUUCUCGAAGCCCUGAGAUCAGACGGGCUAGUGCCAAGCAUUAUCACCCACAGCAGUAUUGCAGCCACUUGUGCAAACUCUGGUGCGUGGAGGUGUGUUCUUGGGAGUAUGGCUGACAUGGAAACGCAGCGGGUGUUGCCCACCGCGAAAACGUACGUCAGCGCACUCAAUGCGUGUGAAUUGGCAAAGGACUGGACAGUUGCUGCGUCUCUCUUUGCUGCCGCCGGAAGGCUGGGAGUGUCAGACUGCAAGACGGGCUCGAAACGAGUCAGGGUCUGUAGCAAACUACCGGCAACAAGCCGGAGGAGGCCGUGCAACCAUUCAUGCUGA
Messenger RNA from Symbiodinium sp. CCMP2592, 4668 nucleotides. NCBI's taxonomy places the organism in Eukaryota, Dinophyceae, Suessiales, Symbiodiniaceae. The record is from the annotation of a GenBank genome assembly.